This is a messenger RNA of Vicugna pacos (alpaca), 1261 nucleotides long. NCBI's taxonomy places the organism in Eukaryota, Metazoa, Chordata, Mammalia, Artiodactyla, Camelidae. The record is from RefSeq and is a predicted model, not a curated record.
CGUGGCUCCUCUUGCUUCUCACUGGUGAGCCCAGCUCCGGAGCUCUCAGUUCCUGAUCUCUUGCUGACGUGGGCAGAGGUGCUUUGGCAGCCUUGCAUCCAUCACCCGGCAGGUGUCCUUGAGUGACGGUAGCAGGAGUGGAAGAGGAGGAGAAAAGAAAAUUGAUUAAGAAAGGUCUGUGAGUUUUGGACUUUCCCACACCGGGGUCAGAAUGCUGCUGCUCUGCCCUGCCCUCGCUCUAGCUGUGGUCCAGACCUUUAUCUUCUCAGAAAGCCGGGCGUUUGCCAAGAACAUCAACUUCUAUAACGUGCGGCCCCCUCUUGACCCUACCCCAUUUCCAAACAGCUUCAAGUGUUUUACCUGUGAAAAUGCAGGGGACAAUUACGACUGUAAUCGAUGGGCAGAGGACAAGUGGUGCCCGCAGAAUACCCAGUACUGUUUGACAGUACAUCACUUUAACAGUCAUGGACAGAGUACAUCCAUCACCAAAAAGUGUGCCUCCAGAAGUGAAUGCCAUCUCGUGGGCUGCCACCACAGCCGAGACUCUGAGCACACGGAGUGUCGGUCUUGCUGCGAAGGGAUGAUCUGCAACGUGGAAUUACCCACCAACCACACCAACGCCGUCUUCGCCGUGAUGCACGCCCAGAGGACGUCUGGUGGCGGCGCCCCGGUGCUCUACCUCCCAGCGCUGGCCUGGGUCUUCGUGCUGCCACUGAUAUGAUGCCGCUGUCCCUGGGCGAGGCAGAGACCAGCCCUCUGGGGCACAAGCUAACAACUGUGUAAACAGUGAACUUUCGACUGAAGACCAAUCUUGCAUUUGGCGCACUGGACCCCGAAGCAGAAGCCAGUUGUUUGCUUAGCUGAGUGCUCCUGCGCGAGGUCACUGAGGAAGGGGACUUGGCAGGGACUGAGGGGAUUACGUGGCCUUUAGGCCGUCUUGAUCAAAGGGGCUGCAUUUUGUCACUUCUGCAAGGAGGAUUCUGCUGGUGUCUUCUGCUGUCCCCACCCGACUGGGCCUUUAGCUGGAAGGACUCCUUGACCUCAUCGACUCUGUCAGGGGCUGCUGGGUCAGACCCUCUCAUUAUUUGAUUAGCUCAGAGCAUCUCCAUGAAAUCUAACCCUUCCCCUGAUGGAAAGCCAUUUCCUCGCCAAAGGUGUAGGUGAUGAGAAAGGCAACCAUAGAAAGAAAACUUCCAGUUGAACUACUUUGAAGCCCACUUGCUAAUUGUGGGGGAAAAUAAAGGUUUUAAAUUAUACAAUG